GAAACAUUUGCACGUGUCGUACGUGCGAUUUUGAGGUCACGGGCAGGGCAAGUGUAUGCCGGUUUUUGUGCAUUAUUGCAACUUACGUUCAGCAGUGUAAGGUUCAGUACUGACGAGAGUCUACGAGCAUUAUCUGACAGAAACAGAUAUGGCAGAGUUCAGAACAGAGUAUGACACAUUUGGUUCUCUAGAGGUGCCCAGUGAUAAAUAUUAUGGUGCCAAUACAGCCAGGUCCAUUCGCAAUUUUCCAAUUGGUGGCCCUUCAGAAAGAAUGCCUAUUCCUCUGAUCAAGGCAUUUGGUAUCCUAAAACGUGCGGCAGCAGAAAUUAACAAAGAGUACGGUCUAAACAACGAAAUAGCUGACUAUAUUGUAAAAGCAUCAGACGAGGUUAUUGAUGGGAAGUUGAAUGACCAUUUCCCAUUAGUAAUAUGGCAGACAGGAUCUGGGACUCAGACCAACAUGAAUGUAAACGAGGUGAUAAGCAAUAGAGCUAUAGAGAUGAUGGGAGGAGAAAUUGGUAGCAAAAAACCUGUUCAUCCUAAUGACCAUGUCAAUAAAAGCCAGAGUUCCAAUGAUACAUUUCCAACUGCUAUGCAUAUUGCAGUAGCACAAGAAAUAGAUACAAGACUCUUACCAGGAUUGCAAAUACUUCAUGAUGGCUUGCUUGAGAAAUCCAAGGCAUUCAAAGAUAUUGUAAAGAUUGGUAGAACCCACAUGCAG
Messenger RNA from Saccoglossus kowalevskii, 721 nucleotides. Its product is annotated as fumarate hydratase, mitochondrial-like. The record is from RefSeq and is a predicted model, not a curated record. Gene Ontology annotation, cellular component: mitochondrion. Gene Ontology annotation, biological process: malate metabolic process; fumarate metabolic process; tricarboxylic acid cycle. Lineage: Eukaryota; Metazoa; Hemichordata; Enteropneusta; Harrimaniidae. Gene Ontology annotation, molecular function: fumarate hydratase activity.